This is a messenger RNA of Hydatigera taeniaeformis, 462 nucleotides long. The record is from the annotation of a GenBank genome assembly. Lineage: Eukaryota; Metazoa; Platyhelminthes; Cestoda; Cyclophyllidea; Taeniidae.
AUGAAUGGAAUUGUUGAUCGUCCGGAGCGUCCUAUCAGAAUCAUUUAUCCAUUUCGUGUCGCUUCACUACUCUACGUUCCCGAACAACUCUGCUACUCUCUGUUUUGGCCUAUUAAGGACCUACACAAGGAAGACACACUCUACGUUGACUGGUUGUCUGUCGUGACUGAGGAGGAAAAAAAGUCCCUUCUCCUCAUUCCCUGGGAGGGAGGCGACUUUUCGGAUAGGUCUUCAGCUCAUACAUUCGUCUUGACCGACGAGUUCUUCACGAGUCACAAAAUAGCAGAAACCCUUCCUGAUCCCAAAGCAACAUUGGUGAGUUCUGCAGCAACGCCCCAAUUGGUCUACACGGACCUUGAGUUGGUUGCAAGGAUGUUGACCAGUUCGAACUACAAGAUCACCACAAAUCGCGAUCAAGCAGGGAUCGUCUGGGUUCGCAAACACAUUCGUGACUAUGCGUGA